Molecule: messenger RNA, 3193 nt
Organism: Drosophila yakuba
Lineage: Eukaryota; Metazoa; Arthropoda; Insecta; Diptera; Drosophilidae
Gene: pav
Product: kinesin-like protein KIF23
Exons: 6
Coding region: 143-2806 (887 amino acids)
Biological process (GO): microtubule-based movement
Cellular component (GO): microtubule; nucleus; kinesin complex
Molecular function (GO): ATP hydrolysis activity; microtubule motor activity; ATP binding
Source: RefSeq, a predicted model, not a curated record
GUCACUCUAAAACCAAGCGUGGCGUCGCUUGGCGCUGUAAAUUUGAAGGUAACGAACUAAAAGAGAGAUCGAUUUGAGCACCAAAACAAGAAGAAAACCAGCUUCCGUUUAUAAAAUUUCUUGGCAAAAGCAAGCUGACAACAUGAAGGCAGUACCGAGGACGCCAAUGCGCGUCGUCCCGAAAACUCCGCGGAUGCAACAAACAGUGGAGAAACAGCGACGAGACACCUCCGACAAGGCCAGGGAUCCAGUGAACGUGUUCUGUCGGGUGCGGCCCCUACAAUCCGACGGAGAUCUCACCUCCCUGAGAGUCAAGAACUCGACUACGAUCGCCCUGAAUCCGCAGGAUCAGCUGCUGCAGCACCACAAGCCACAUAACGCAAACCAGCGUGAGAUUCAGUACAUUUUCAAGCACGUUUUCCAGCCGGAUGCCACGCAGCAGGAUGUGUACGCAUCGGUGGCCCAGCCACUGGUGGAGAACCUCCUGAAAGGGCGAAACAGUCUGCUUUUCACCUACGGAGUAACUGGAAGUGGAAAAACGUACACCAUGACAGGAAACCUGCGGCACCGCGGCAUUAUGCCGCGCUGCCUGGACGUGCUCUUUCGCACCAUUUCAGAUUACCAGGCCAAGAAGUUCGUCUUCAAGCCGGACAAGCUUAAUGGCUUCGAGAUUCUGUCCGAAGAGGAUGCGCUUUUGGAGCGGCAGCACGAGAUGAACCAGCGAUUUGCUGGCGCAGGAAGGUUUGCCUUCAGGCACAAGGACUCGGAUCCAGAAAUAGCAUCUCAAGCCUCAGUAGAGCCAAUCCCGCUGCUGGGCUUGGAUGAGGAUAACAUGUUCUCGGUGUUUGUCACCUAUAUUGAGAUUUACAAUAAUAGUGUUUACGACCUCCUGGAGGACUCGGGUAUACAGAAGACUUUGCAGAGCAAAAUCAUUCGUGAAGAUGCCAACCGUCACAUGUUCGUCCACGGCGUUACAGAAGUGGAGGUGAAGACAGUGGAGGAGGCCCUCGAGGUCUUUCAAAUGGGCCAGAAGCGCAAACGCAUGGGGCACACUGUUCUGAAUGCUGAAUCCAGUAGAAGUCACUCGGUGUUCAAUAUACGCUUGGUGCAAGCGCCCACUGAUAGCCAGGGUGAGAAUGUGGUUCAGGACCGACAAAACAUCACAGUGAGUCAACUGUCCCUGGUGGAUCUGGCGGGCAGUGAGCGAUCCUCACGGACCAAGAACACCGGCGUGCGACUGCGUGAAGCGGGCAACAUUAAUAACUCGCUGAUGACGCUGCGCACGUGCCUGGAAUAUCUGCGCGAGAACCAACUCUCGGCGAGCAAUGGAUUGGCACCCAAAAAGGUGCCCUAUCGAGACUCCAAGAUCACACACAUGUUUAAGAACUACUUCGAUGGCGAAGGACAGGUGUCUAUGAUUGUGUGCAUCAAUCCAAGAAUUGAGGACUAUGAUGAGAAUAUGCAAGUGAUGAAAUUCGCCGAGAUGACGCAGGAGGUGCAAAUUGCACGGGCGACUCCUAUGAAGCAAGAUUUGGGUCUGACUCCCGGCCGUCGCAAAGCGAACAAGCUAUUCAAGAUUGCUAUUAACAAUCUGAACGAGCUGGGAAUUCCUGAGGCCAAGGAUUUGGAGGUGGACGUGGGUUUGGUGUACAGCUUGGGGCCCGAUUUUCCUGCCUAUGAAAUGGACAGUCCCGAGGCAGAGAUCAAAAUCCGCGAGCUAAUGCACUAUCUGGAGCAGCGUAUAGAAAAGCGAAAGAAGCUGCGUGCAAAUUUAGACAUAAAAUGUGACAGCUUUCGGCAGAUGCUGAUGAACCUUGACCGCGACAAUCUGCAGUUGCGCACAGAGCUGGCUUCCUUGAAGGCUGUCUACAAGCAGGAGCGCGAUCGCAGCGCUGCCCUCGAGAAGAAGGUUCGCAUCCACGAGAGCUCUAUUGACGUACUUAACAACACGCUAAGCAAGCAAGAACGGCAGAUUGAAGAGCUGACUUUCAAGCUGAACGAGAAGGAGAACAUGCUCACCCAGAAGGAGCACGAGAAGGAAAAGCAAAAGAAAAAGUUCAGCUCCAAGCUGGCCGUUGAGUCGGACAAAAACAAGCGGGAGUUUGAGCUAAAGCUGCGUGAACAGCGUGCUAAAUUACAGGAACGUAUGCGAAUCAAGGAUGAAAAGCUGCGAUUGGUAUCCAACAUUCUGCAGUCCGAAGAUCUGCCCAGUUUGCCGCGGUCACAGAGCUCCGAAAAUAUACUUAACGAAAAAGAUCGCGGUGCAUAUACGGUACGCACGGAGGUGUCUUCGGUGCCAGCAACAAGAACAGAUAUAUACGCGACCCCUCGUCAUGGCGCUGCAGCGGCCAACAAUCGGCAUAGACGCUCUCGAUCCGCCGGCGACAAGUGGCUGGAGCAUCGGGCAGCAAAUCCUGUUCCCCUCGGAACCAUCAUGCAGCCGUAUCUGAAGAAUCGUAAGUCGGUGACGAAACUAACCGACAUGAAGGAGCUAACUGCCCACGGAACAACCAAGUACUGUCUCGUCUCGCAGGAUGCGGAUACGGAUGGCGAUGUUGAGACCAAGCUGUACAAGGGCAAUGUUAUCCCCACUUGUGGCGGCGGUGCCCAAGUGGUGUUCAACGAUGUGGAGUGCCUCAAGCAAAAGUCGCCGGUUCACUCGCCCACGCGAAAGCGACCCAGCAAUGGCAACAUUUCAGCUCUGGGCGGCGGUGCAGUGCCCAGCACGGUCACCUCGGCCCAGGACGUGGCCUCCCGCUGCAAUCUCGGCAUCGAGGGACACAGCAGCAAGAAGUCGAAGAUCUAAAAAUGACUGAGCGUGAAAUUCUCAAAGUCAAUUACCCAUUUAGUUCAUAGUUAUUUAGUUUCAAUAACUUAAAUUUAAGUUUAUUACUCACCCAUUAUGGUUUUUGGAGUUGAAUCGCAUGGAAGUGAUUUGUUUGAUUAAAGAAAAGUUAAUCUGUAUAAAUAAUCCCGUAAAUGAAUUCGCAACCCCUGCUCAAAAUAGCCGGUACCCAGAGGGUAUCUGCCAAGAGCUGUCGUUGGAAACUAUCCGAGCAUCGUCCAAGCAUAGCCCUACUUUAGUGUUAUUAUAAAGUAUUAAAUAUUUUAUUGUUUUUCGGAGUACUCUCCGCUCCAGUCCACUCACAAUAUGAACAAAUAAAGUGAAAUUACGCGCAUAUACUAAAUUCAA